CAAACGCGUUGGGUGGGUAAUAAGCUCGUCCUCUGCAGAUCCGGCACCGAUCUAUGGAACCCCCCGGAUCGGCUUCCACUUGUAGUGCACAAAAAUCCACAUCAGCUGCACCAGCCACCACCUCAUAUUCAAGUAAUUAAACUUUCUUAUCGAGCUCUGCCAGUGCUUCUCACUGGAGCAUGCGCAUACCCCUAAUUAACCUGCUUCGAGCACCACGAGUCGCACUCACGCUUGAGCCCAGCUCCGAAUCCACGCCCCGAGUCGCAUCAGAACAAGCCACUCUCCACCAUGACGACAGGCGUAUUCCGGUACAUCGACCCCGCCACCAUCACCGAUUCUGAGGAGCCCUUCGUCAAGCCAUGGGCCAAGGUCGAUACCGAUGCCACGUCUUUCGACCGCACGGAGCGCAAGAGGUCUGUUGCCAACAUCCGUGAGGCAGCUCAGAACGGCACAGAGUUCGGCGUGGACAUUUCCGGGUUCGCCGUCUACGGCUAUCCAUCCGGGCUCCAACAGGAUGCAUUCUUUGCGGCGGACGACACGGAGGUCCGCUCCGAGUACUACGCCGAGGUGGAGCAGCUCCUGAGGGAGAAGCUGGGGCCGGCGGUUGACAGGGUCGUCAUCUUUGACCACACCAUCAGGAGGCACGAUCCGUCGUCACCUCGGCAGCCAGUGCAGCAGGUGCACGUCGACCAGACGCCAAGGGCAGCAGAGGCCAGGGUCCGGCGGCACGUACCAGCAGGCGAGGCAGACGAAUUGCUCAGCAGGCGGUACCAGCUGAUCAAUGUCUGGAGACCAAUAGGCCAUGCGGCCAGUGAUUUCCCUCUUGCCGUGGUGGAUUGGAGGUCUACUGCGCCAGAGGACCUGGUCAAGGUGGACCUGCUGUAUCCCGUGCGAAACAGGGAUAUCGGAGACGAGAAGGACGACAGGGGAAAGGAGAUACUGCCAGACCCAGCAAAAGCGAGAGACACCACUGGAUACGAAGUCAGAGGCGAGACAUACUCGAUCGCACCCAACGAGAAACACAAGUUCUGGUAUAUGAAGGACAUGACGCCGGGUGAGGCCAUGUUCAUCAAGUGUUUUGACUCGGCAAGCCAGGGCCAGCCGGGCGGAAAGGACGGUAUUGCCGCUCUCACCCCUCACACGGCCUUUGUGGACCCCAACACCCCGAGCGACGCGAAGGGGAGACAGAGCAUAGAGGUCAGAUGUCUGGUCUUCUACAAGGAAUAAGUUCGGGCUGGUCAACUCCACACAUUGGAUGCCAACUAUCGAAUUUGCUGCCCUCUCACUGCCGAGUGUUGAGCAUGGUGAGGUAGGUGUAUGGAGUACAGAUUACCUUAAGUACAAAACAGGGCUCUCAUGCCUAGAAUUGUAUUAAGCACAAGAGUAAAACCCUUGACCAUUGACAAGAUUAUUUGGAUAUAAAAUAAUGGAUGCCAAAGACAAGUUGA
Molecule: messenger RNA, 1448 nt
Organism: Diaporthe batatas
Lineage: Eukaryota; Fungi; Ascomycota; Sordariomycetes; Diaporthales; Diaporthaceae
Exons: 4
Coding region: 289-1227 (312 amino acids)
Molecular function (GO): oxidoreductase activity
Source: RefSeq, a predicted model, not a curated record